Molecule: messenger RNA, 711 nt
Organism: Peniophora sp. CBMAI 1063
Lineage: Eukaryota; Fungi; Basidiomycota; Agaricomycetes; Russulales; Peniophoraceae
Source: the annotation of a GenBank genome assembly
AUGGCGUCGAAUACGGUGACCAUUGGUAUCCUCGCAUUGCAAGGUGCAUUCCUAGAGCACCAGCAGACGCUGCAGAAGCUCUCUGCGAAGACUCGCAUCAAGGUCGUGCAAGUCAGGACUCCGGAUGAUCUGUCCCUUUGCGAGGCCUUGAUUAUACCCGGCGGCGAGUCUACAACAAUGGCCCUGUUGGCCCGCUCUUCUGGCCUUCUCGAACCUCUGCGCGAAUUCGUACGAACGAAAGUCGUCUGGGGUACUUGUGCUGGAGCUAUCCUAUUAUCUAAGACUGUAACCAACGCGAAGAAGGGCGGUCAGGAGUUACUCGGCGGCAUCUCGGUCAACAUCGCCCGCAACGGCUGGGGCUCUCAAGUUGAGUCAUUUGAAGCACCGCUUGAGAUCGAAGGACUCAAGGAUCCCGACCGGCCCUUCAUGGGUAUCUUCAUUCGGGCACCCGUCAUCUUGUCUCUGGCGCAGGAACCCGGCGCUCCGCCUAUCCAGGUUAUUGCUCGACUACCAGAGCACCUACUCCCACCCACUUUAUCUGACCAAGGUCCUGAUCAAGCCAUUGUGGCCCUACGCCAAGGACGUCAUCUACUGACCACCUUCCACCCCGAACUUACACAAGAUAGCCGCUUUCAUCUAUACUUCGUGAAAGAAUGUGUACUUCCCUUCGUCGGUAUAGAUUCGCAGACUGUCAAGACGCCUCCAGGCUGA